Striga asiatica is the source of this 606-nucleotide messenger RNA. The record is from the annotation of a GenBank genome assembly. NCBI's taxonomy places the organism in Eukaryota, Viridiplantae, Streptophyta, Magnoliopsida, Lamiales, Orobanchaceae.
AUGCACUUGAAAGCCUUCUUUGCAUUUACCGAUUUUGCCACAGGCCUCGAAAAUGACAGUGAGAACUGCGGGUCCCAACCCGUCCACCAUCGAGCUCCAAGAAACCACGUUCUUCUCUGCCGUGCCAUUAAAAACCUUAACAGCCUCCUCGAAUCUCCCCUUUUUCAAAUACCCAUUGAUCAGAAUAUUAGAGCAAAAUGGGUCCCGCCAUUUUACAGGGGCCUCACUAUACAGUCUCUCGGCCUCUACGAACCUUCCGGAUUUGGCGAAACCCAUGACCAUGGCAGAGUAAGACACAGCGUUCCUCACCGGCAUUCUGAGGAACAGCCUGAAAGCCUCGUCGAGGCCGCCGCUCGAUCCGCUCCUCACAUACGCCGUGAUCAUGGCGUUCCACGUGGCAACAGUUCGUUGGGGCAUAUUUUCGAACACCUGGCGGGCCAUGGCGGUGUAGGAGACGACGGUCUUUUCCGGAAUGCGUCGGAACAGGGACUCCGCCUCCCGGAUGUUUCCUCUCCGGCCGUGUUCCGUGAUCUGCGAGUUGCAGUAGACGACAAACUUGCUGGCCUUGGGCGGUGGUUUUGGGAAAGUUUGGGCUGCGGAGGUUGA